Molecule: messenger RNA, 3330 nt
Organism: Nycticebus coucang (slow loris)
Lineage: Eukaryota; Metazoa; Chordata; Mammalia; Primates; Lorisidae
Gene: PGGHG
Product: protein-glucosylgalactosylhydroxylysine glucosidase
Exons: 14
Coding region: 141-2216 (691 amino acids)
Biological process (GO): carbohydrate metabolic process
Molecular function (GO): catalytic activity
Source: RefSeq, a predicted model, not a curated record
GUCCUGCUCUCUGCCUGGAGAAGGGCCUGAGGCCUGCUUACUGGACGCUGGCCACAUCUGCCAGCAGACCAAAUCCUGCCCUGGGAGGUGCAGGGAAAUGCGUCCCUCUCGGAGUCCUGCCAAGGCUCAGGGGCCCUUCCAUGGAGGAUGCCAAUGAGGACCCCACCAUAUUCACUGCCCAUUCUCUGCCCAGUGACCCCCGGCUCCUGGCCACUGUGACCAACACAUACCUGGGCACACGAGUAUAUCAUGAUACACUGCAUGUAAGCGGUGUGUACAAUGGGGCAGGAGGGGACACACACCGAGCAGUUUUACCCAGCCCCCUCAAUGUCCAGCUGGAGGUCCCUGCAGGGAUGGGAGAACAGCUGACAGAGACCUUUGCCCUGGACACCAGCACAGGCUCCUUUUUGCACACCCUAGAGGGCCCCAGCUUUCGAGCCUCCCAGUGCAUCUAUGCCCAUCGCACUCUGCCCCAUGUCCUGGCCUUCAGUGUGUCCAUCACCCGCCUGUGCGAAGGGAGUGAGCCUAUCACGGUGCUUCUGCAGUCACCCUUCUCCCCAAAAAGCCCAGACCUGGACCUGCAUCUGGGUCCUGACUUCCAAGGAGCCCGGUACCUGUAUGGCCAUACGCUCACCCCUGAGCAGCCUGGGGGGCCGAAGCAGGAGGUACACAUGCUGUGGACACCAGCGCCCCCAGCUCUGACCCUUGAGGAAGGUGGGAAAGAUGGGACCUGGGACUUCCUGACAGUGGUGGGCAGCAGCCAGGCUGAGGCACAGGCCUGCCUCACUGAGGCGCUGCAGCUGCAGGCCAGGGGUGCCCUGUACAGGACCCACACAGAGGCCUGGACCCAGCUCUGGGCAGGCUGUGGCCUGGAUGUGGAGGGGCCCCUGUCCCUGCGCCAGGCCCUACGUGGCUCCCUCUACUACCUGCUCAGUGCCCUGCCCCAGCCUGGGGCCCCAGGAUAUAUCUGCCACGGCCUCAGCCCUGGUGGCCUCUCCAAUGGAAGCCGUGAAGAAUGCUACUGGGGCCAUGUCUUCUGGGACCAGGACCUCUGGAUGUUCCCACUCAUCCUGAUACUCCACCCAGAGGCCGCCAGGGCCAUCUUGGAGUACCGAGUCCGGACGCUCGGCGGGGCCCUGGGGAAUGCCCAGUACCUGGGCUAUGAGGGAGCCAAGUUUGCCUGGGAGAGUGCAGGCUCAGGCCUGGAGGUCUGCCCUGAGGACAUUUAUGGGGUCCAGGAGAUCCACAUCAAUGGGGCAGUUGUGCUGGCCUUUGAACUGUACUACCAUGCCACCCAGGACCUGCGGCUCUUCCGAGAGGCUGGUGGCUGGGAUGUGGUUAGUGCUGUAGCCGAGUUUUGGUGUAGCCGUGUGGAAUGGAACCCCAAAGAGGAGAAAUACCACCUGAGGGGAGUCAUGCCUCCAGAUGAGUACCACAAAGAGGUCAACAACUCCGUGUACACCAAUGUCCUGGCCCAGAACAGCCUGCAUUUUGCUGCUGAUCUGGCUCAGGACCUAGGGCUGCCCGUCCCCAACCAGUGGCUGGAGGUGGCAGACAAGAUCAAGGUGCCCUUUGACUGGGAGCAGAACUUCCACCCUGAGUUUGAUGGGUACAAGCCUGGAGAGCAAGUGAAGCAGGCAGAUGUUGUGCUCCUGGGGUACCCAGUUCCCUUCCCUCUGAGUCCCGACGUGCGCAGGAAAAACUUGGAAGUUUAUGAGGCUGUGACAUCCCCCCAGGGCCCUGCUAUGACCUGGAGCAUGUUUGCGGUGGGCUGGAUGGAGCUGAAGGACCCAGUGCGGGCUCGGGCCCUUCUGGACAGGAGUUUCACCAACAUGGCAGAGCCCUUCAAGGUGUGGACAGAGAAUGCCGAUGGGUCAGGCGCUGUGAACUUCCUGACAGGCAUGGGAGGCUUCCUGCAGGCCGUACUCUUUGGGUGCACAGGGUUCAGGCUCACCAGAGCAGGUGUGACUUUUGACCCCAUGUGCCUGGCAGGGGUCUCCAGAGUGUGUGUCUCUGGCAUCUCCUAUCAGGGGAACAAGCUCAACUUCUCCUUCUCUGAGGACUGUGUGACAGUAGAAGUUACGGCCCAGGAGGGACCCUGGGCCCCACCACUGGAGGCCGAGCUUUGGCCAUCACAGGCUCUGCUUCCCCUGCUGCCAGGAAACAAAGUCUCCUUUCCCUGUUCUGCUGGCCGGAUACAAAAAUCAGCUCCAUAGCUGCCUGGAAGUUCCAGCUGCAAGAGUUUCCUGCAGUGGGUUUGGGGAUGUGAGACACCUGCUGCAGAACUCAAACUACCCCUCAGGUUCACCCUUGGUUCCUCCAGCCCUGAGGAAUGCUUCACCCUCAGCCCUGCCCACUGAACAACCAGGGCUGCUGGGUCCAGAAUUGUCUCUCCUCAGGGCCUCUCUCUAGCCACUCUUUCCACUCUCACCCUUCUUUGACACCUUCUGACCUGCAACCCCAACCCACCUGCUGCCUGGUUCACAUGAAAGUCCAGGUUGCUUGGCCUAAAGUUGAAGGCCAUCUGCCUCCAGCCUGAGCCCUACUGCAGCAUCCCCAGGGGAAGGUGCCAUGGGUCUACCUUGUGCGCCAACUGGUGCCCACCGCCUCUCAAUGCUCCAUCACAUGGCCUCCCCAGGAUGCCUUCCUGAGUCCUUAAUUAGCCCACACUUCACCUCUGGCCUCUUCUACCUCACUCUUCUGGGAGCCAUAUUCCCAGAAGCAGCCAGCAGCUUGACUGAGAAAGCAGUGGGGAUGGCAGUGUGAAGGGCCUGAAGGAAGCGGCCUUGGUCACCUGCAGAAUGACCCAGGCCUCUCAGUUGCAGCUUUGCCAAAAAGAAACUGUCCACAUGGUGCCACUGAGGAGCAGGCAUGGCGUGGCCGUGCUCACACGGUGGCUUAAUCCAAAAGCUGGGCUCCACGGCCUCUGGCACAGACAGAGUGGAGGGAAGCCCUUCCUCAGCCACAUAGCCUGUGGGAAGAUGGGGAGGUGUCCAUCAUCAGGCUAUAGGACAGAUGCAUGUGAGAGCAAGACCCCAAAUCUUUCCACUGACCAGCUAGAGGGGCCAAAACCAAAUGUGCAUGGGUUAAAGACCAUGGCCCUAGGCUCCUUUGCCCUGGGUAGAGGGCAAAACCCUGGCUGUGGGGAGAAGCUCUGCCCAACUACUGGGCCUCAGUCUCUGGGGUGGGUCAUUGGUGAUUUCCCAAAAAGGACAGUAGAGGGCAUCUACUGAGAAAUCCUGAAAAAACCGAGCCCCAGGCGCCACAUCAGCUUAAGGAAUUAAAGCAGGAAGACACUCCUCCAAGGAGCUUCCUUCCUUUUGAAAGCUA